Messenger RNA from Aspergillus mulundensis, 2166 nucleotides. RefSeq names its product patatin-like phospholipase family protein. Lineage: Eukaryota; Fungi; Ascomycota; Eurotiomycetes; Eurotiales; Aspergillaceae. The transcript has 7 exons. The record is from RefSeq and is a predicted model, not a curated record. Bases 1 to 2166 code for a protein of 721 amino acids. Gene Ontology annotation, biological process: arachidonate metabolic process. Gene Ontology annotation, cellular component: membrane.
AUGACUUCCACGUCCGGAGAAGUCAGCAUUUAUCCCGACCCUUUCACGCACGGAACGGAGACACCGCGAUUCUAUGUCGACUGUGAAGGCUUUCAAGGAACCCAGCCCGUGGCCGCCAAAUACCAACACCGGUGGCACACCAAGGGCCGUCAGUACGUUGUGGAGCCCGCAAAGGGGCAGGAUGCUGUUGAUCGAAUGGACGCGAAAUCCGAAGCUUCGAACGCAGACAGCGAUCCAACUACUCGAGUGGAGCGAGGUUGGCGCGCAGGAGUCGCUGAACCAGCCGCCCUUCCAGCGGCGAUCAUCAUCAUCAAUGCUCCGCCAGAGGGUCAUGGCCGAUCGAUUGCUGAUGAUCUAGAUGCAAUGACAGAUGAGUUCUUCACCGGGGUCGAUCAUGAACUGGAGGCGAAUAACACUCUCCGUCUAAAAGCUGCGCAGAAAGGUGACAAAACGUUAAAGGAGCUCCUGUUGCGGAACUUCUCCAGCGUCCACGUGCACUAUAUCCCAGAUGCGCAGAGCAGGGACCAUUCCAGCCCAGAGCACCUCCACCAACAAAACUCCAGACUCCUUGACCGGAUCCAGGCCGAUAGUGCACGGGUUCAGGCCGCCAGGGCCGAGGCUUGGACUCGCUUCGACGCGAAGCAACUCUCGAUCGUCUUCGACUGCGCCUUUCAACACCUUGCUAGCGGCACUCGCACACCAUUCGACUUUAGCAUGUACCGGCAGGAAAUCGAGCUCCCAGAAACCGUGGAGAGCCACAUAUCACAGUUCCUUCAUCAGACACUCCAAGAGCGGGACCAAGUCGACAGCAACCUUCGGUACGCGGCAGAGGUCAUCGGGUCAUGCUUGGUUCGCCGGAUGAUCAAGCUUGAUCGAGUGAAUAUGCUCUAUGCCCCUGCGUCAAUAUUAAACGACCAGGUCAGACACUGGUGCUCCUCUGCAAUGGAAGAUUUCCUGGAUAAGAAGAUGGCAUGCUCGUACAUCCACCCGCAGACAGGGGACAAAUGCGUCAACACCAAGUUGGGCCACGCCAGAGGCCAUCAAAAAUCCGAUGCAUGCCGCUUAGCAGACGGAGACUUUGUUCCCGGGUCCUGGAGCACAACAGAGUUCUUGAGCCUUGUGAAAGGCAAAAUCGAGACAUUCCUCCUGGAGCUCAACGCUCUAGACCCUGUGUACGAGGUCCGAAGGCAGUCAGCGAUUACCUCCCACGUUAAGACUCUCCAGUCGGUAGAGCACCAGAAAAUUUGGGAAAUGCCUACUGUUGCUGAUAUCCAGGUCUCGUUCAGGCUACCACCCAGCGUGUUGCACACCAUUGUCGCAGGACUCUUUCGUGGUGUGAUGGGCUUGUUUACAUCCCCAAAACGUACAAACACAUGCUUCGUGUGCUUGUUUGGGAGACCUGAAUAUCUUCUGCCUUGUCAGCAUGCCGUGUGUGAGGACUGCUUUUGCGACUUUGGUGAGCGCGACCCAGACUAUCCAGAUAUCAUCUCACUUCAAUCCUGCAUUCUCUGCCGGGACGAUGGCCCAGCAGCGAAGUGGCCUGUCCGGUCCGCGAUCUUGUCUCUGGAUUGUGGAGGCGUGCGGGGGAUUAUUGAGCUCGAAACCCUGAAGCGAGUGGAAAGCUCGAUUGGCAUCGGGUUGCCGAUAUGGGCCUUCUUCGACCUUGUCGUCGGGACUAGUGCAGGAGGAAUGAUUGCGAUAGGACUCGGAGUACAUCGUUGGAGUGUUGGAGACUGUAUCGCCAAAUUCCGCAACAUCUGCGCGUCCGGAUUCGUGGCAAACGGCCUCGCAAACACAUGGGCCAUACGGUGGGUGUACCGAAUGUUUCAACGCUCAAUCUACAAGACGAUACCUCUGGAGACCUCGCUGAGAAAGGCCUACCCAGACCAAGGGUUUUUCGGGCUAUCUCCCGCCUCUCCUUCCGUGCGUGAUGUUGUCCAUCAACCCCGGGUGGCUGUGACGACGACGGUUGGGACCGAAUGCAGGCUUAUCGCAAACUACCAUGCCGGAUCCAAUGAUGAUGAUGGUUAUCUGGAUUCUCGGCUUCUCACUUGGGAAGCUGCCCGAUGUACCUCAGCAGCACCCAUGUAUUUCGAAGAGUACACCCCAACAGCCAUCGGAGCUGCUUGUCGUGAUGGGGGGCUACACUCCAACAACCCUGUCUAG